Argentina anserina (silverweed cinquefoil) is the source of this 1026-nucleotide messenger RNA. RefSeq names its product pentatricopeptide repeat-containing protein At2g17525, mitochondrial-like. NCBI's taxonomy places the organism in Eukaryota, Viridiplantae, Streptophyta, Magnoliopsida, Rosales, Rosaceae. The record is from RefSeq and is a predicted model, not a curated record. Gene Ontology annotation, cellular component: chloroplast. Gene Ontology annotation, molecular function: protein binding. Gene Ontology annotation, biological process: chloroplast-nucleus signaling pathway; mitochondria-nucleus signaling pathway.
CAAGUGCUCGGCGAAAUGCCCCAUUCAAUUGGUCUCCCCCCGGACGAACACAUGUUCGUCACACUCAUUCAUGGCCUCGGCCGGGCCCAUUUGGUGAAGAAAGUUGUCAAUGUCGACUUGGUUGCGAGGUGCAACCAGAAACCUUCUCUCAAGAUAUUCAAUUCGAUACUCGACGUGCUUGUGAAGGAAGAUAUAGACAUAGUUAGGGAGUUUUAUAGAAAGAAGAUGAUGGGGAGUGGCGUCAAGGGUGAUGACUAUACUUUUGGUAUCUUGAUGACGGGUCUUUGUUUGACGAAUCAGAUUGGUGAAAGUUUCAAGCUUUUGCAGGCUAUUAAGUCGAAGGGCGUUGCCCUGAAUACUGUGGUAUAUAACACAUUGCUGCAUGCACUUUGAAAGAAUGGGAAAGUCGGGAGGGCCAGAAGCUUGAUGAGUGAGAUGGAAGACCCUAAUGAUGUGACUUUUAAUAUUUUGAUAUCUGGUUACUGCGGAGAAGAGAAUUUAGUGCGGCACAUAAUGCUAGAAAAAUGUUUUGGUCUUGGGUAUGUGCCCCAUGUUGUCACGAUAACAAAGGUGUUGGAAAUUCUAUGCAAUGAUGGUCGGGUGAUGGAAGCUGUUAAAGUUAUAGAGAGAGUUGAGAGCAAUGGAGGGUGGGUUGAUGUUGUGGCAUAUAAUACCUUGACUAAGGGUUUCUAUCAAUUGAGGAAAGCAAAAAUUGGUCUUCACAUUUUGAAGGAGAUGGAGAGAAAGGGAUGUCUUCCAAAUGUUGAGACCUACAAUAUCUUGAUAUCGGGUUUCUGUGAGUCUGGGAUGUCGGACGAAGCUCUUGAUCUAUCGGACGAAGCUCUUGGUCUGUUUAAUGAUAUGAAAAUAAAUGGAAUCAGUUGGAAUUUUGCUACAUAUGAUACGUUAAUAAGAGGCUUAUGUUCAGGAGGAAGAAUUGAAGAUGGGUUAAAAAAUUUAGAAUUGAUGAAUGAAAGCAAAUUUUUUUAUAUUCAUCUCUUUUGUCGGAUAAGUUCACGAGCUUAA